This is a messenger RNA of Nilaparvata lugens (brown planthopper), 5609 nucleotides long. Its product is annotated as protein bunched, class 2/F/G isoform. The coding region runs from base 215 to 2563 and encodes 782 amino acids. Lineage: Eukaryota; Metazoa; Arthropoda; Insecta; Hemiptera; Delphacidae. The record is from RefSeq and is a predicted model, not a curated record. The transcript has 4 exons. Gene Ontology annotation, biological process: regulation of transcription by RNA polymerase II.
UACGUUUGUUGUGAAGGCCAUGGAAAUGGCUACUGAAGGGAGUCAAUACGAUCAUGUUAUUGUACGCAAUUUAAAGAUUUAUUAAUGAACAAUGUUUAAUAUUUAUUCGCGUUUUUGUUCUAUUAAAAUUUAAUGACAAUGUAUUUCUUAAAUAGUUUAUUCUCAAUUUCGGUUGAUUGGUGUCGGAGUGCGGUGUAGUGGAGUGUAGUUUAACAUGGCUGAAAAAUCGCAGAAAACAUCAAAGGGAUUGGAAAAGAACAAAUAUUCUAAUGCAGUGAAUCGUACUACAAGUGAGUCUUUAAGGUUAGGGGAAUCUGAUAAACCUAUAGCUCACCCAACAACUUUAAUUUCAUCAGCAACGAAUGCUAAAAAGAAAACUUCCUUUCAAAUAACCAGUGUGACAGUAGGUUCUCGCACGAGUAAUGACGGCGGUGAAGAUUCUGCAGACGACUUGGAUGAAUCACAUACUGAGGAUAUAUCGGAUGUUGUUGAUGUUUCACGUGUGACAGACAUUGGAAACGAAACUCCUAGUUAUUCAGAAGAUACAUUUUCUAAAGACGAUGUUUUUUUCAAUACUUCCGCUUCUCUUGGCACUGCACCCGUCAUACCUACUAGUUCGCAAUACGGAUUAGCUAUAGUAGAUGCUAAUGAAAAUUGUGGAAACUCUCCCUCAGCCUGUGUAAAUAAUAUAGCAGGUAGUGAAUUACAUGUUACGGUUCCAGAUAGUGUGAUAAAUAUAGUAGGCGUUAAGCAUAAUGAAACUGAAAUGAGGGAUAUCCAUUCGCAUCCGGGAAGAAAUGAGCGAUUUAAAGUUGUGAAAAUAGAAAGUACAGAACCUUUUAAAAGAGGACGGUGGAUUUGCAUGGACUAUUUAGAUCAUAGUAUGAUUCAAAGCCAACAAACUCAAGCUAACGUUUCGAAUUUACCAGUUAAAGAGCAGAUUGAAAACGUGCAUAGCCCAGCUACUGUUGGUCACCAGGCAACAGAUAGUGGCAUUUGUUUGUCAGAUAUGAACUCUCAAAACAUGAACUCCGUUGAAGACAAAGUGCCUUUAAACGUUGACAAAGGGACACAACAAGAUCAACAACAAUCAAAUGUUCAAUAUAUUAACCAAAAUAGUGGACAAACAAAUACUGGUGCUUAUUCUAACCCAUCUCCUGGACAAACUAUGCAGUCCCAGCCAGUAAGCAUUAGUAGCAGCCAGGCUCAAAUGCUUCAACAACACAUUCAAAGCAUGUCUUUGAAUUCACCCAUGAAUCAAAACAUGUUGAAUACGAAUCAGCAUCAGAGUCUUCAAGCACAACAGAUGCAACAAGUUAUAGCAAGUGCGAACAUGCAAAUGCCUCAGGUACCAUUGCCUCAACAACUGGGUCAACCUGUACAGAUGCAGCACCUUCAACAAUUCCAACAACCUCAACAGGUGCAACAGCAAGUUAUUCAGCCGAUGCAACCAGUUCAUAGUAUUCAGUCACAACCAAUGCAAGUACCUCAAACAAUAAUCCAGACUAUACCACAACAACCGAUAUCAGCACCAGCAAACUACCCUCCAACUUCGGCGCAUAUUGCACAAACCAUUCAGAUGCCUGUACAGACGCAGCCGUCACCACAAACCUAUCCAGUAGCAGCAGGAGGCAGUCUACAGCAGUGUCCACCAGGCAUGAUAUCGGUGCAACAGCAUCCAAUGCAACAACCACAAUACUACACCACCACUCAAGGCAUUUCGAUGAUGCCGUCGCAGCAGCAACCACCGCAAAUGAUGACUAUUCCGACGCAGGUGCCGCAUCAGCAGACAGCUGUCGGCAUGCAGCAGCCGUAUGCAAUGCAGCCACAACAACAACAACAGCAGGCGCAGUCACAGGGUCAACAACAGCAGCAACAGAUGCACCACGUGCCGACGACGUCGAUGGCCGGCUACGCCCCGGUGCCGACUGCCGCCCAGGUGGUGGCCGCCGUCAGCCAGGCGGCCGCAUCUAUGGUGCCUACGUCACAGUCUGCCGCCACCCAGAUGAUCCAGCAGAUGUACGGCACUGUCAUGCAGGGCCAAAUGUUCAGGAACGGGGCGGUACCCUCCAGUGUGGUGGACGCCAUCACCUCUGAGCCUGGAGUCAUCGAGCGGGUCGUCCAGUCCACUGGCAUCCUCGAGACGCUCGCCAAUGUCGCUUCUAUCAACAACAACGACAACUCUGAGACACCGGCCGCUGGAGAGGAUCCAGAGAGCUUGGCGGGUCUAGCUCGUGCCCUGGUCCAUGGCAGUUGCAACGACCUCACCCAGCUAGAUCGUCAUCACGUGGUCCGCGAGCCCUCCCCGACCUCCAGUACCUCCGGAGCAAGUGCUGUGGCCAUUGACAACAAAAUUGAACAGGCCAUGGACCUGGUCAAAAGUCACCUGAUGUUCGCUGUGCGGGAAGAAGUGGAAGUAUUAAAGGAGAAGAUCGCCGAACUGAUGGACAGGAUAAACCACCUGGAGUUUGAGAAUUCGUUUCUGAAGGCGAACGCAACGCAGGAGACGCUGGCCCAGCUGUCCAGCAUGCCGCAGCCGCCUUCGUCGAGUGGUGCGCCCUAGGCUGACUGCGCAGCGCCCCUGGUGUCACCUACUGGAACUAUGUGACGCUGCACCUGCUGCAGCUCUGGCAGUCGUCGCCCUCUGCCGGCGAUCACUCUGCUACACAUUUCUCUGUUGCGCGCGCCUUUCAAUCUGUGCGACGUCUAUUGAAUUUUGUGUAUUAAAAAAAAUUCGCUUGUAUUUAUCUCUAGUUUGUAAGAAAUGCAUUACAACUACAUUAAUUGUAGCCAUGAGAUUACUUGUUGAAUAUUAUGAACACUCUCGGCAUUAUUUCUCAUGUAGAUUAACUACUGUUACUUGAUUAUUUUACAAGUUUGUAUUUGUUGUUUACCAGGGUGUAUGUAUCUAUUCAAAUGUACGGUGUAAAUAAAACAUCUCAUCGGAGACGUGAAUGAAAUUAUCACUAAUAUUUUAGGCUUUUAAAUAUUUUUAAAUGUUUAUAAUACAUUAAAUUCAAGGCGCUGUUUCUCUAAGACAUCAAUCAGUCAAUCACCUUGUAGCAUAUCGCUGGAUCAAACCGCACUAGAUGUAGAUCAAAUUAAGACAAAGCUUGAGCUACCAUGUAGCACACAGAAUUGGAUACUCUGUGUGCUGGCUGUUUGUUGAAAUUUAGCAAUCACUUAUCAGAAGUAUCAUUUCAUCGAAAUCAAUAAUCUCUAUUGUUAUAAUAACUGCAAUUUUUGACUACUCAGUCUCUACAUUUAGAAUUAUAUGAAAAAUCCGACACACAUCUCUCAAUUCAUUUUGAUCAUAAACUUCACAAUUUAUCAAUUUCUAUGAAAUCUAAUAUUAAGCUCGUUUCUCAUGUGACUAAAUUAUAAUCAAUCAAUCUUCGAAUAAUCAGUGCUGGUUACCGCAUAUUUUACUACAUCCAAAUUAUUGUUUGAAUCAAUGAUUUAAUUACUAUGUCGACACACAAUUCAAAUAAAUUAUGUAAGUAUGAACCAUGAAAUUGAUAUUGUUGAGUUAUUCAUACUAAAGUCGAAUAUACAAGUAUCUUAGCAUCAAUUUGAAAUGAAAUAACUUGCUUUUUAGUGAUGUUCGACUUUUUUGGACUCCAACCAUGCUCUUUGAAGAAAAAAAACGGACGAUUAGUUUUUGGGGUCUCCCUCACUACAUUUACUAAUAGUAUGGUUUAAAAACAGUCCCAUCCCCUCAUUUUACCGAAAUUUUAAAUGCUUCCAGUAACAAUUUUUAUAUUAUAGUUGUUGUAUCUAUUCAAUGUCUUAGAUUUAAUCUAAAUUUAUAAUUGGUGGUAAAUCGCUUUUUCUCUAGUUCACCGGGCUUUUCAUUAUGUAUUGUAUUUCUUAUUAUUAUAUGGAUGGAGCUGUUUGAGCGUAAUUCUAUUUGAAUUCAAUAAACUAUUGAAAUAAAUUCACAUUUACUCAACUAGCAAAUGUAAUUUUGGUAAAAUUUAUACAAUUCAUAGAUAUCAAAAUAUUGACACGCUUUAAAGUUUUCAUUUUAAAAUGUAGUAAGACAAUAUUAUUCAUAAAUUUGAAGCAUGACACUCUCUUGAGAAUUAUCAUUUGAAGCUAUUUCGCAGAACAUCUAAAUUGUAAACAUUCAUUUGACAUUAUCAAUGAUAAAGAAUGACAAAAAAUAUUUGAAAAUUCUACAGCAUUAAAUAUAUUCUCCACAUUCUAUUAAUUAUAUUUUCAAAAGCCUUUUAACUACUUUGAUAUAUUUUUAAUGGUUAUUGUUUAUUUACCUUAAACCGUAUAGAAUGAGUACUGUGUUUUCCAGUGUAUCUUAUUGAAAUUUUAAUUUCGAUCACUUUUUAUUCAGAAGUUAUUUUCGAUUGCAAACUCCACUUAUCAAUGAAAGCAACUAAUCCACUAAAUGGAUGAGUAGUGAUUUUUAAUUUGGUUGUCUUAUUCAAAACCAAUGUGUAGGAGAAUUUCUAAUAAUUAUGCUUUUUCGACUUGUAGUAUCGACAAAUUUUGUAAGUGGUAUUGAAAUGAAUAUUGAUUUAAUAACUAGUAGUACUGUUAUCCAUCCUAUCAGUAUCUAAAAUCGUUAUGGUCUUAUAAAGUCCUCGACAAUAUCAUUCUUCCUAGCAAAUUGUUGAAACUUUCUUUUAUAGAACUUGAUGACACUUAAAUUUUGAAAUUGAAACAACCAUCCAAUAACUAACUUAUCGAAAUCAGUAACUUGAAAGUUAUCUCACCCUGUUAAUACUUGAAACUUACAAUCUUGCAAUGAUAUACCGCAUAUUAUCACUCCAUUCAUCAUUAAUGGACAUUUGAUGACAUUGAUUAUGUUUUAUACAAAUAUAUUUCAAUCCAUAUUGAAUUCUUUCAGCUCUCAUAUAGCUUCAGCGCUGAUAAUCCAAUGCCUCUCUUAUGAUUCGAUAACCGAUAACAGUUGUAAUCAAUUUCAACGUUUAGCAAGAAUCGUAAUUAAGUAUGAAGUAUGACUAUUUUUAUCCUAGUAUGUAAACCUAUUGCUAUUAAUGUUAUCUAUAGUCUUUGAAUGUAAGUCUAAAAUUAAUAUUGUUCCUGGUCACUAUUUCGGACAUUGAAUUGAUUCUGUUUGAUUGCAGACUGUUAUACAUCAGUUAUUUCAACAGUCGAUAGUAUUUUAUUAAAACCUAUAGAUAUUAAUAAACACUAGAAUUUAAGAUCGACGAUAUAACUCACAUAAUCAUACUAUACUAGCGAAAGCAAAAGUGAUUGGUUGAAAGAAUAAUGAUUUCAUAGAAGCUGUGUUAACGGUGAGAGCAUUUCAUUAUUGGAAGUUGAAGAAUGGUUUUAUCUAUAACGUAUAUAUUUUGUCAUAUGAGAAGUCUAUAAUAUAAAUAAUUGAAUUACAUAUUUUCAUGCAUAGUUGUAGUUUUGCAACUAUGAUGCUAUCUAUGUUUGAGAAGAUAUGGGAAACCAAUAUGUUGAAGUUUUGUGAACGUUUUGUUGAAAUAGUGAGAAUGUGUUUGUACAUGCUUUCCUGAAUAUUGUCUAGAUCAUUCAUUACUCUUGUAAGCCUGUAAACCUACUGUGAUAAAAAUAGAUUGUAGAUUCGACUCAAAUAAAAUUAUUGAUUGACUGUC